Aspergillus versicolor CBS 583.65 is the source of this 1209-nucleotide messenger RNA. RefSeq lists its product as uncharacterized. Lineage: Eukaryota; Fungi; Ascomycota; Eurotiomycetes; Eurotiales; Aspergillaceae. The transcript has a single exon. The coding region runs from base 209 to 1114 and encodes 301 amino acids. The record is from RefSeq and is a predicted model, not a curated record.
CCAGCCUCUUGAGCUAAAGGUCAGCAAACCUGACGUGGCCUGCGGCGGCUCAGCUAUUUCUCUCAAUGAACAGCCGCUGGUCCAUAACCGUGAUGGAGAUUCUCAGCAUGAAUUCAGCGCGAUUUCAAUAUUCUCUGGCGACACCACAGCUGUGUUAUCUGUCAAUUGGCAGAGUGGCUGCACUGGGGCAUCUUGCGGAAGCACCGGGAUGUGCUCGGGAAUGGGCCAGUAUCUCACCGUCCAGAUUGAACAAAUCGAUGACACGGAUCUUGAAACGAGCAUAGAUUUCGGCGUUACUCUCGCUGAGGACAUGAGCCCCAAGAUACACGACCUAUGCAGCCAUCCGUGGGAAAUUACCAACUUCAACUUAAUCGACUGCCCCGAGUCCCAACCAGGUUUCGUCAACAAAAUAAACGAUUUGAUUCUAAACGCCAUCACCUUUUCUUCCACCAUCGACCUCUUCAUAUUCGGAGCAGUCGCUAUCACCAUCGCGAGCAUAGCAAUAUUAACCUUCUUCAUCUGCCGUAAUACCAUUUACUGCCGCCGACGCCGCGCCGAUAGAGCCGCCAAGCGAGAAGAGAGGCGGACUCGACGUGCCUAUAAAUUCGCUGCCCGCCGACUACGAUGGAAGAAAUGGUGGGAUACAUUUAGGGGCACGGCACCUCUUCUCCCCUCUUCGAACAACACACACUACCAUGAGUUCACAGCUCAUGGGACACCACAUCCGCAUUUUGAGCGCCAAUGCUAUCGCCAGGCAGCGGAGCCCUUCGAACUGGAACUUGUCACUGAACCUGAACCUAGACAGGGCUCCAUACAAGCCGAAAUAAGAGGCUUUCGUCAAGCGCUCCAGUACGUUGGAGAACUAGUGCGGCAUCCAGCAGAUAGGAAUAUUGACAGGGAAAGCGGAACUAGCUACUUUAGCCCUGAAGGUUACGAUGGCGCCAAAGUAGCGGAUUCACACGAGAAGCAGAAAGCAGGUAGGAGUCGAGCAUCUUCGUCGACAGCAGGUACUUCGACGGUUUUGUCACUUCGAACGAUUAGUUUAGGUACGGAGGCGGAGACGGAUAUAGAUCUUUCAUCACAUGGGACACCGCCACCUAGUUAUCACGAGUAAUGAAUAAUACUCCCUCUUGAUGCGCUGUGCGUAGGCAACUGCUAGUUUAAAAAAAAAAAAGGGGGGUUACCACUCGAGUUAGAUUUGAAAGUGUA